This is a messenger RNA of Lampris incognitus (smalleye Pacific opah), 1226 nucleotides long. RefSeq names its product translation machinery associated 16 homolog (gene tma16). NCBI's taxonomy places the organism in Eukaryota, Metazoa, Chordata, Actinopteri, Lampriformes, Lampridae. The record is from RefSeq and is a predicted model, not a curated record. The transcript has 7 exons. Bases 68 to 649 code for a protein of 193 amino acids. Gene Ontology annotation, cellular component: nucleus.
CGGCGUAGUUCCGCUGAAAUUAACAACAACGGAGUACACGUGCGUUCAGAGCGCUAUCAGUGUUGAAAUGCCAAAGGCACAGAAAAGAAAGGCUCCGGAGAAGGUCGUCCAUCCGUACAGUCGGAAAGCGGCCUACCUCGCCCGAGAGGAGAUCCGACUGGGGAAAAAAGCCAGGCAAAAGAAUGAGAAAGCUUCACGUCUUAACAUCAUUGGUGAGAAGCUGUUAUGGUUCCAGGGGCAGUUGGAUCCAACAAAGACAGCAUACACUCAAAAAGAUGCAUGUGACAUCAUUGAAAGGUACCUUAAAAGAUUUGAUUGUGAGCUGGAGCAAAUUGAGUUGGUGAAUGGAAUCAAGGGUCGGCAAGGUCGUCUCCAUGCUGCGAGAGAGACUGUCAUACAACAGACCAUAGAGCGAGAGCGGGCACAGUAUGAAGGCAGUGGGAUUGAGAUCCCAGAUAUCAUCAAUUCAAAGAAUCUCAAGACGUUCAGAGAAUGGACCGGCGAUCUGAAGAAGCUUCCCAAUAUUAAAAUGCGAAAGGUGUCACACAAAAAGGGAUUGGACACAAAGACAGAAGUUGAAGAUAAAAAUGAGUCAGCAGAGGACGACGACCAAGAGGCAGACGCGGCACUGACAUCAGACUCCAGUUGAAACCAAUGGCCUGAUGCUAAAGCAUGGGGUCAGCCAUCCCACUUGGGGACAAAGUAAAACCAGCAGCCUGUAGAACUGUUUCAUAUGUGGAACUGAACGACAAUGGACCGCUCCAAGAGCUGUUUUUAUCGACCCCCCCCCCCCAAAAAACCACAGCGUGUCCAUGGCAUGCUUCCCAGCAGGUGUAGCGAUUCGUUGGAAAGAUGAAUUCUCUUCGGGGCUUUGGUCGGCACAUGGUUUGCUUUUGUGAGCCGACUGCUGCUCGUCCAACACCGUCCCGAUGUUGGCAACACGACACAAACUUCAGGGACAACUGUAAAUAAAACAGUCUGGUUCCCCGAUUGUCUCAUGCCUUAUCGCACAAUAACUUGACACAAGUAUACGGAGGGGGUCUACAUCCAGCAUUUAUUACAUUGUGUCAUGUGACGUACUAGUUUCAGUCACAAAAAGGAAUAGAAAAAUGAUAAUGAAUAACAUUGAAACCUCAAUAAAACAACAUUUUUUGAAGUGAUAAAUUGGUAAAAUGCAACCAAAUUAAAGACAUAGAAAAGAGGACAAGUGUAAACAACUGUCUCCA